CUCUUCUAAGUUUCCAUCGGCGCACUUUAAUCCAGAAAAUGACGACUCAGACGAUGCGGAAGCAUACGAUUCCGAUGACAACAAAUUCGACGACUGGGUAGAAGAAGAAGAGCAGAAGCCAUGCAUGAGCCUCUUCGGUCCUAACAAACUCUUUGGGUCGCUACGAGAGGCAUUGUCGGAUGCAAAGGGGAACUAUGGGGUUGAUUCAGGGGAGAUCUGUGAUCGACUUGAGUUGGAUUUUUACGACCGCAUGAGGCUGGUCAACUUCCUGAGGAAGGAGAGACCACCUCCAGAUAUCGUAAACACUAUGACUGGGCAUGAGCCAUUCUUCAAAGAUGAUGUGUUCUUGAUCCCCGUUAUUCCGGACGACCCACUAUUACAAGCACAUCAAGAAACCCCGUGGUCGGAUGAUGAGGACUCUGCUCCGGGUCUUGCGGCACUCGCGUCUCGUUCGUCCCAACCUGUCGACCUGUCUCGAGAGCUGCGUCGAGCAAACCGAACCAUCCGCUCUCUCCAACAACAACUUGGUCAAGCCAAACAAGAUCUAGUCGACUACAAAGGGAUUGUCAACAAAGCACUUGGCGUCAAUGACGUCAAGCAAUGGGUUGAAAUGAAGGCUGGCGGGGAUGGAGAUGCUGUCCUCCAUAGAGAAGACCCUCAAUACUUCGACGCAUAUGAAGAUAUCGCCGAUGAUGACAACCUCAUGAUAUAAUGUAUCCGACAAUUGUGAAAGAUCAAACUGAAUAUGCG
This is a messenger RNA of Dacryopinax primogenitus, 750 nucleotides long. RefSeq lists its product as uncharacterized. The transcript is spliced from 4 exons. The coding region runs from base 125 to 712 and encodes 195 amino acids. The record is from RefSeq and is a predicted model, not a curated record. NCBI's taxonomy places the organism in Eukaryota, Fungi, Basidiomycota, Dacrymycetes, Dacrymycetales, Dacrymycetaceae.